AUCUACUCUCAAUAAACGCCGCACAGAGUUGAGCGUUCACACUUGCGCCGCAUAUUAGUCCAUUUUUGGGAGCAAAGAUUCUCGCGGCGGGGUGUUUGGUUUUUUUUAAGCAGCAGCUAUUCUUUCUUUGUUGAAGGACUGUACGGGGCAUCAAGACAUGUUUGCAUCUGGUUCUUUGUUAUCGCAUUUCUCUCUGCUGAAUAAGACGAAGCCCUGCAAGGACACUUCGGCUGUCUGCUGGAGUGAAUGAAGGUGACUCGGCUUCUGCGUCGCGGCAAUGCGGAGAGAAUCCAGGAGCAGAUCGAUCAAUUGAGUAAGACGUUUAGCAAACCGGCGGCAGUAUAUUGAUCAAUCAGCAUUUUAUAUCAGGGCAGUUUCUUCACUUGAUGUGUAUGCAUGAGUUCUGCACCGAAUGGGCGCAAAAACCGCCCCAGAACUGCCGGGACCAUUUUCCAGAUCGGCGGUAAAGCCCCGUCCAGAGAGUCGGAGCGCCGGGAGAGCAGCGAAGCUCUGCUUGCCGUCUCGGACUGCAGAAUGGUUGUCCAGGAGUUCAAUACACUUGUGGCCCUCUAUAGGGAGUUGGUUAUCUCUAUUGGAGAGAUUUCCGCUGAUUGUCCUUCUCUUCGGGCGGAAAUGCACAAGACACGCACAAAAGGCUGUGAGAUGGCACGAACAGCACAUCAGAACCUUUCUGCAAUAUCAGGCCCAGAAGAUGGAGAAAUCCAUCCGGAGAUCUGCCGCCUCUUCAUCCAGCUGCAGUGCUGUCUGGAGAUGUACCUGACGGAGAUGCUGAAAUCUGUGUGUCUGCUGGGGUCCCUGCAGCUACACAGGAAAGGAAAACAUUACUUAGGAGCUACAAAGUUGGACAGUAGGAAGGAGGACAGUUCUGACAUUCCGAUCCUGGAAGACACGUCCUCCACUCCACCGGACUGUCCGCACACGUACUUCCUGGUGGCCACAGACAUUGAGAACAUCGAGAGGGACAUGACAGAAAUGAAAAAUCUGCUAAGCAAACUCAGGGAGACAAUGCCUUUACCGCUGAAGAACCAAGAUGACAGCAGUUUGUUGAAUCUGGCGCCAUACCCCAUGGUCCGGCAGAGAAAGCGGCGGUUCUUCGGUCUCUGUUGUCUGGUGUCCAGUUAAGAUCUCUCUCUCUCUCUCCCACAAUUCAGUCACGAAUGACUGCGAUUUAUCACAAUGUGUGACACUCACCAAUCAACAGUACUACUGCCAUUUCCCAAACCAGUGCUUUCUUUUGGUGAGUUCUGUCCAGUUUCUUACAGCAAUCAACAUUAAUACCUGUAAUAUCUGUGUAAUCAGUAGUCAUGCAAACACUCUAUAAUAUUUGAUCGAUAUGACCGAGUUUCAUUUUGAAAUGAAUGUUCAUCUACAUUAUGCUUAGUAAAGGUUUGUAGUAUGAAUACUGCUAUGUUCGUACAUCAUUCAUAUGCUGUGCUUUUUUUGUCAAGACAGGUGUUGUAUUGAGGCGUCCGAGAGUGCUAAAUAGAGCAAAAGAUUCUGAUGCUAAACCUUUAUAAUGCUUAUCAUUUUUUAAACACUGCACAACACCAUCGAAUGCGGUAACUGUUGAUUCUUUGGAUAAAAUUUUAUUUAUAUACAUAUUCUUUGGCUGUUACCAUAUUUUUACAAGGGUAUUAUUUAGUCUUCCAUAAACCGAAAAUCCUGUAACUCUUUAUUUUUGUUCCUUUUGUUUCAGCCUUUAGGAGUAUACAAUACCUGAAGAAGCCUUUGUAAAUAAGAAUAUAUCUAUAAAUGGACAUUUUAGAGAUGUACAUAUACAAUGUAAACCUAGCGCUCUGAAUUAUUUUUCGAAACUGUGAUUCCUUUAAAGAGAUUGUCAGUAAAGGGUGGCAUGUCUAUCCAUCUGGUGUGAUAUAAGUCCAGAUUGGAGGGGCUCAGCAUGGGUCUUGCUUAUUAAUAACAGUUCUAAAUGUGUCAGGCAUGGUGAAGAUACUGUAGUGUUCAUGAAAAGGCGCAGUGUCGUUUUACAUUGGUAAUAAACCUUUUUUUAAUGAUUUAA
Molecule: messenger RNA, 2041 nt
Organism: Danio rerio (zebrafish)
Lineage: Eukaryota; Metazoa; Chordata; Actinopteri; Cypriniformes; Danionidae
Gene: rgs7bpa
Product: regulator of G protein signaling 7 binding protein a
Cellular component (GO): nucleus; plasma membrane; cytoplasm
Source: RefSeq, marked provisional